GGGCCACCAGCAGUCGUCCUGCGUGUACCGCUCGCGCAACAUGUCCGCCGCCGUGGGCAAGUCGUUACGCGCGGCCGCCGUGCUGUCCGUGGCGGUCCUGUCCGUCCUGGUGUGCUUGCUCCUCGGCAGCGUGCACCAGCUCGGCGGCGGCCGCGAAGAUCUGGAUGAAGAGCUGGCGUCUCUCCGCGCGGCGUUGAGCGACCAACUCGCGCAAAGACGCCAAGAAAUUCUCCCCCUGCUUUCCCCCGGACGCGUCGAGGAGCCUUCCUCCGCCUGGGAUUCUCAUCUGUGGGGCGAGCUCACGCGCGGCGCCGCCGGCGGGGCUCCGCUGGGUUGCGGAGCUCUGCGGGACAUGCGGCCGCUGGAGGUGCUCGGCUCCGGGUACACCAAGCUGGUGGUGAAGGUGACGCUGGCCGGAGGAGAGCCGGUGGCCCUCAAGAUGGUCAACGAGCACGGCAUCGACAUGGGCAAGUGCGUGGAGGGAUUCAAGGACCCCCGCGGAUGCCGUCAGCUGGUUUCCUGCAAACUCUGCAAGGAAGUUGUCCUCCUGCACAGGCUGCGGCAUCCCAACGUCAUCGAGUUGCGUGGUCACUGUGUCGGAGACUCGGGAGGCCAAGUCACCGUCAUCCUGGAGCAGGGGAACCCUCUCCAGAUGCUCCAGCUGCUCCAGAGCCCCUGGGAGGACCGCUUCAGGGUGUGUCUGGACCUGGUGCGCCUCCUCCACUUCCUGUCGCGCUCUCCACUAGGAUCGGUGGCUCUGCUCGACUUUCAGCCUCGCCAGUUCGUCAUGGUGUCGGGCGAGCUCAAGCUCACCGACCUGGACGACGCCAGCGCGGCUGCGACUCCCUGCGACUGCGACGCCGACUGCUCACUGCAGUUUCCGCACCGAAAUUUCACCCUGACCUGCUCGGCCCGCGGAGUGUGCGAAGGUCUCAAUGAGAAGAUGAACAUUUACAACGCGUAUAGGUACUUUUUCACCUACCUGCUGCCUCACCAGGCCCCGCCCGGCCUCACACACCUGGUGGAGCGCAUCAUGAACGCCACAGGUGAGCUGAAAGCCGACAUCAACGAGACGCUGGAUGCUUUCGAGCACAUCCUGCACCUCUACCAGUCUGGCCUGCACCUGGACAAGCUGCCUCCAUCUGUACUCCGAGAUUACAACGUGAUGCGAGGCAUGACGACGUCAGGCAACACAGACUACCGGUGCUGGCCGUCCUACAGCCAGCAAGGCUGCGUGCUGUCCGUCCACAGCGCCAAAGAGGCAGCACACAUCUGCAACUCGCACUCGCAGUGCACCAGCUUUUCUCUGACUGGACAGAAAACAUGGACAGGUCGCCCACUGGCCACUUUCAGGAGCAGCUUCAGUCUUCUGGUGCCUGACGAAACCUCUGAGGUGUACGUGAAGAAAAGCACAGCUGUGUAAAUAGGACGCAUGGAUGGGACUUGCAAUAUUAGAGAAAGUAUGCAGGGAGCUCAUGUACUCCCGAUGAUGUGAAUCGAAAAGCAACAUGUUGCGCUUAAAUUAGACGAGUCCCGCGGCGUCCAAUGGCUCCCCCAGCUUAGCUGGAGCGAAGUUACGGCCGAGGCGGCUAAAUGUGAUGUAUUCCUAGGCCUUACGCUCACUGCACUCAUUUCAUGCGUCUGCCAACUCACUGCCUCUGCCAACUGCUACUUCAAGGGAUUUCCCAGCAGAUACAAUUAAGGAAAGAGAGCCUUGUGCUUUUUCUUUUCAUUUUUUUCAGUUUGCUACGUUGACUUUAUUUGCUGCCUGUUGUGAAACCAGCUCCCCUGUGGUGGGCUUGGAGGUAAGAAGUCAAGCCGUGGCAGCUCAGCGCAAAAAUCCAGAGGACGAGGGGGAAAAAACAAGCUCUUAUUCAAGUACACGCUCAGGCUGAUGCGCUGAGGUGCCAACUGUUUUCUCAUGGCUCUGAGGCUUAGCUGCACUGUGAUCUGAACGGGACCUUUACAACACCGCUUUUAACUUGGGCUGGGUGUAUCUCUGUUUGUUCAGCUAGUUAGCUUAAUGUUGUUUUGAGGCCACAGCCAGGAGCUUGUUUUAGCUCUGUGUAUGGAGUAGAAUGAAGGGCAACAUCUAUUUGACAUAUAAAGUAACAGCCAGGAGCUUAUUAGUGUAGCAAAUAAAGUUACUGUAUAUUAAAUAGGUAGCAUGACCUGGCAUUAUGAUGUCACACCCAACAGCUAGUUAAAGCAAGGUAGCCUAAGACGCUAAAGUCAGGUGCUAAUUGUAGCUCAGACAUGUAUAUAAAACUAAGGGCAACAGCUAGUUUACCCUAGGGUAGUGUAUGAAGCUACAGCAAGGAGCUCAUUCAAGCGCUCAGUCAAGCGACUAAAGCCGAGUGGCACCACUAGUAAGCGCAAGGUAGCAUAUGAAGCUACAGACAGUAUUAGUGUAGGAUAUAGAGCUAUACCUAACAUAUGACGCUAUUGCCAACAGCUAGUUAACUAUGAUACGGGGGGGGGGGGGGAACUGACUUUUUAAAAAAACAUAAUUAUUACUCAAAGCACAUUUAAAGCUUAAUUAUAUAGCCACGGUAUACCACAUAGGGAAUAUCACACCAUGGCUAAAAGUGUUUAUCCGUCUACCUAAUUUAUACUAGAUGUAUAAACUCAAGACAGAGUCGGACGAGCUAAACAAACAGACAUUCAAGACAUUCAAUCUGUUUUGUGGCCUGAAACUACAAACAUUUGAAAGCGAUUUUCGAAAGUAAGGUUUUUUUUCUUCUGAUCUUGAAAAUGGUAGUCUGUAAAAAUGGGAAAUGUGCAUGCGUGUUUAGUGUAGACAUGCACUAUUACCUCACAAACAAAACCACAAUUAGUGGCCUAAAGUGAUAGUGUUUAUGCCUAUAUCGCUUCUCCAGCAAUGUGUACAUUUUUUACACUGCCAAUUCAUCCUACGGAGAUGUGUAACUUGUGCCUAGUUUUUCUCUACAGUGUGACAUUGCCAACUGUUGGCCUGGCAUGCAUAUCACAACACUUUUUGUCAUUUUUGCAGGUCUACGUCAUCAGGAUUUCCUUUUGUCCCUGGGACUAUUUAAACGACAACAACCUAGUAAAAAUAUGUUUUAUUUGUUUUUGAAAAGUCUAUAAAUGCAAUAAUAUGCAUGCCAGGCAAGUGGUUGGUGAUGUCACUUCAUAAAGAAACACCUCUCAAAUGUGAAUCAACUGCUCUUUUUUCUUUACAAAAGCGCCUUGAAUCGCUUGUGUAAUAUCUGAAUGAAAGUAAUGCGACAAUGCAGGAUGGACUUUGUUGGAGGAGCGCUAAACACUACGACAGUGUACCCAGAAUGUACACUUAAUUUAGUUUUAUACCAUUUCUGUUUUUAGAAGCGACCAUUUUAAAAACUUUCCACUUUGAGAUAUUUGUUGUUGUUGUUAAAACAGUCCGCUGUAAACUGCCACUUAAAUCGCUAUGAGCAUUUACAGCAAAAAUCAUUUUCAACCGUUCCAGUAAGUUUACAUCCUUUUGUCAAUGGCGCCAUGAUCAAAUCUAAUUGUUCUUACACGAUUGUGCUUUUAGAGUUUUAAGUGCACCUUGUGGGUGAAACCAUUAUUUUCAAUGGAAAAUGAGUCACUUUUGUUUUUUUUAUGCUGCACCGAAUGUAACUGCAGAGUCUUAUUUUAUAAAUUUGUACUUAAAUUGUUUUUGUGUUCAUUUGCAUCUU
Molecule: messenger RNA, 3683 nt
Organism: Phycodurus eques (leafy seadragon)
Lineage: Eukaryota; Metazoa; Chordata; Actinopteri; Syngnathiformes; Syngnathidae
Gene: pkdccb
Product: protein kinase domain containing, cytoplasmic b
Exons: 7
Coding region: 41-1423 (460 amino acids)
Biological process (GO): protein phosphorylation
Molecular function (GO): non-membrane spanning protein tyrosine kinase activity; ATP binding
Source: RefSeq, a predicted model, not a curated record